This is a messenger RNA of Cetraspora pellucida, 987 nucleotides long. NCBI's taxonomy places the organism in Eukaryota, Fungi, Glomeromycota, Glomeromycetes, Diversisporales, Gigasporaceae. The record is from the annotation of a GenBank genome assembly.
AUGGGUUGUUUUUCAUCUAAAUCAGAUGAAAGAAACGAGACUAUUGAUUCUCAAAGUUCACAAGCUGAAUUUCGAUACAUUGAUGGUAGAAGAUUUCAUAACGUUGAAAAUGUUAAAUAUCAUUUACCAAAUGAUGAGAAUGAAACGGAUAGGCUACAUUCUCAGCAUUUUUUAUUAAGAUAUAUAUGGCAAAGCAACUUUUCAGCUCCUGUUGAUCAUAUAUUGUCAAGACCAGAUGCCAAAAUCCUUGAUGUCGGGUGUGGUGCAGGUUCAUGGUCUUUUGAUAUGGCAACCACGUAUCCAUUAGCUAAAAUUAUUGGAUUAGAUAUAUCUUCACACCAACCAACUACUAUAAAACCUAAAAAUUUUGUAUUCGUUAAGGCGAAUGCUGAGGAAAGAUUACCAUUUGAUGAUAAUACUUUUGAUUUUGUAUUUCAACGAUAUUUAACAUUUGGUCUUACCAAAGAGAGGUGGCCACAUGUAAUAAAUGAGUUGGUCAGAGUUUUAAAACCGGGUGGAUUUUUAGAAUUAUGUGAAUUUUCUUCUGGUUUUGAUUUAGGACCAGUUACUAAACGUUUUAGUGAUUGUGGUGUGUAUCUUAAUGUUACAUUAUCUAUAUUCUUUUACUUACAUAAUGAUUUAUUCAAUUAUCAUAAAGAAUACGAAAUAUUAGAACAACAAGGCAGUGAUUUUGAUUCAUAUCAAAAGUUAGAAGAAUAUUGUCGAAAUCAAGGUCAAUUAGAAAAUAUUAAAAAAGAAGUUAAGCCAUGCUAUUAUAACUCAAAUAGCAGUGUCGAACUUAGUAAAGCGAUUCUUGGUAAUCUGUCUUUCGCAUAUACUUCACUUAAACCUAUUUUAUCAAAAAAGUUGCAAGUUUCUGAUGAAGAAUACGAUGAGUUGACUAAAAUGUCCGAAAAAGAAGUAGUGGAGCUUAAUACUUAUUAUAAAAUAGUCCGUGUUUAUGCAAGUAAAAUUAUUCAUAAAUAA